Saprolegnia diclina VS20 is the source of this 1440-nucleotide messenger RNA. RefSeq lists its product as hypothetical. Gene Ontology annotation, molecular function: protein binding. Bases 27 to 1412 code for a protein of 461 amino acids. Lineage: Eukaryota; Oomycota; Saprolegniomycetes; Saprolegniales; Saprolegniaceae. The record is from RefSeq and is a predicted model, not a curated record. The transcript has 3 exons.
GGGACGACAAGGUAUGGCAAGCCGUCAUGGCCAACAACGUCGAGGGUCUGCGCGCGCUCUUCCGGAAGCGCCGGGCGCAUAUCCUCUUCUCGCUCGAGUACCGCGACGAGCAGAAGCGGACGCCGCUCAUGAUGGCGUGCACAUAUGGCUUUGCCGACUGCAUGCGGCUCCUCGUCGAGCACGGUGCCAACUUGCACGCAGUCGACAAGAAGGGCAACACGCCGCUCCAUUACGCGUGCAUCAACGGGCAGUUUGCGAUCGUCGCGUACCUCGUUCAGCACACACUGGCGUCGCCGUUUGACGCCAACAAGAGCGAUGCGACGCCGCUUCAGCUCACCCGCCACGUGCUCGAGAGCAAGCCAGCGAAUUGGCUCGACCUCGCCAAGUGCAUUGAGCUCCUCGAGCAGCGCGUCAAGGUCUUUGAAGGCUGGCUCUACGAAAGCGCACCGAAUUUGGUCGCUGACGUCCUCAACAUUGCGUCCAUGCAGAGCUGGAAAGCGCGGUAUGCCCUCGUGCUGCGCAAUGGCUCCCGAGACGAGCUCGAAUUGCAUCUGUUUGAUGUGCGCCAGGGGCUUCGCCCGCCGAUUCCGACGUCGAUCCGACAGGUGCCGAUCACCAACGGCGUCCAGUUCAACAAGUCGGAGCGCUGGUGGAACAAGAAGCCGCACUCUUUUCUCAUCAACGGACUGUAUGAGUUUGCGGCCUUGGACACAGCGGGAUUUGACUUGUGGUUUCGUUUCUUCGAGACGGACGCGGCAACCAUGGUCGAAGAUCGCACCGUCAUUACCGAAGAGCCAUCCCACAAGAUUCUAGUCCAAGACGACGAGAACGAUUUGUCGUCAUCGGAGCUCUCGCCGACGCACCACCUUUCACCGUCGGCCCCCGACGCCAUGGACGCGCCGCCGCUCGACGCGAUCGGCGCGUGGGGCUCGUCGCCCCCAUCGAAAACGAGCAAAAUGGCCAAGCAACCCUCGUCCAAGCCACCAGCACCACCAGCACCACCGGCUCCACCGGUACCGCCACUACCGCCACGGACGACGCCGUACUCGCCCAUGCCACCCACCCCCAAGAAGGACAAGCAGGUCGUUGACCUCACAGCGGCAAGUGGCGACGCGGCGCCCGCGGCGUCGGCCCCCGACUUUGAAGCCGAUGACGCGACGCCAGGCAAGCCCGCGAUGCUCCGGCGCAAGUCGUCGCUGCUGGACGACGGCGCGACGAGCGAUGGUGCCAAGCGCCGAAAGGGCAAGGACGAGUGCGUCGUGUGCUACGACCGGCCCAAAGCCACCGUGUGCGUACCGUGUGGCCACGUCGCAGUGUGUGUCCAGUGCGCCGAGACGUUGCGGCGGACGACGGGGCGUUGCCCCAUUUGCCGGGGCGAAGUGCGCGAAGUCGUCAAGCUCUUUCAUGUAUAAACACCCAAUCUACUAUAUUCCUAUACCA